UUUCAACUUUUUUCAACAGAUUUAGAAUAAUUUUUUAGACAUGUUUUCUGAAAGUUGGUAUGCUGAUCAUGCGUUCUAUGAUUUUGUGAUAGAAUGACUUCUGGCACUGACUGGCAGACGAAAUAUAAUAGUAACGAAUCUUCUCUUACAAACGCAGGUUGGGGGGCUGCUCCAUCAGGCACAGUCAGCUCUCCUGUUUUGCAUCCGGAAAGUUGGCCACAGUUAGGUUCAGAGCAAGAAGUAGUACAAGGACAAGAAAUGCAUCAACAACCGAGUCAGAGCUUUGGGGGUAAUUUACAACAACCCGAUCCUGGAGGUUGGGGUGGUGGGGGUAUUUCAGGCGAUACUAACACCGCAACAACAAGCAAUGGUUGGGGUACUCCUCAACAAAGUACUACUGGGUGGGGGGUCCCCGAUAGUGGGGGAAAUAAUUGGUCCAGACAGCCCCAGGUAGACAACGGAACUGCUGUUUGGGGAAAGCCAAGUAACACUGGAGGCUCAUCAGGUGGUUGGGGAGCUCCAUCUAAUCAAAGUCCUGCUCAAUCAGCUUGGAAUAUCCCACCUCAAACAACUCCAUCUGCUGCGGCGCAAAGUUCAUCACAGCCCGAACAACAGCAUCAGACUGGGCCAUCACAACACCAUAAUUCAAUACCGCAACAGCCCGAAUCUUGGGCAGCUGCCGCUGCUGCACCACCCGCACAAGGACAAGCGAGUCAUCAACCUCCUGUUUCACAACAAAAUGUACCGAAGGAUACAGAAACAGAUCAGGCACAAACACAGUUACAACAGGCACAAAGUCCAUCAGAUUCUCAAGAUGCUCCUCCUAAUGGUGACGUGGAUCCAAAUGACCCUGUACAAAAGCUUGUCAAUUCCCAUGAAGGUUGGGGGAAGAAGCCUAUCCUACAAAACACAUCCUGGGAUAUAUCAGAAUCACCGAACUUUGUCAGGCAGCCUCCAAAUAAGACAGGCACAGAAGCUUGGGGUAAGACUGCUGCGGGUCAGCCUGCCAGUGGGGGAUGGCAAGGUAAUAAUAACGUUGCUACUGGUACCCCUAGCGUACGUGGUUGGGGACCCAAUUCCAAUCCAAUACCACAACAACCCCGACCAUCAUGGGGUGGUGCAACGCAACCAACUCAAGCACAACCGGGAUGGGGUGAGGCUCGUUUACCUCCCCCAAUGCCAACGGCUAAUGUCAAUCGCUGGAACACACCUCCAACAGCUAUGCCAAAUUCAAAUCAAGGUUGGGGCGCUUCUGGUGUGCAACAGGGUAACAAUCCUUCUGGUAAUUGGGGGAAUACUACUCCUACAGAUGGUGGCAGUUGGGGUAAUGCCGCACAAAGAAACUCUCAAUCUAAUUGGGGGAACACUAGACCUGGACCAGAGAGUAGUUGGAACCAAACACAAAACAUGCAACGUCAAUCCAGUCAAGUUGAUGAUGGAACCUCGGCAUGGGGAGAUCCAACCGCAUACAAAAGCGUGAAUAUGUGGGAUAAAAAACAGGGUAUGGGAAUGAACAUGGGGGGUAUGGGUGACGCUAGCAAAACAAAAGCAGAACCUACUGGCUGGGGUGCACAGCCAGGAUCACAAAAUUUGCCAAACAAACCACCUUCACCCACUGGAUGGGGUGAUGGUAACCCACCAGUCAGGCAACCUAAUGUAGACAAUGGGACUUCUAACUGGGGAAAACCACCACCAGUUAAUUCAGGAUCUAACUGGGACCAAAAUAGCAAUUGGGGCAACAAACCAAGCGCCGGUAACACAAGUGGAUGGGGUAACACCCCAGAACAACCCGGACAACAGUGGGGCCAAACAGAUGCAAAUUCUGGUUGGAAUCAAACAUCAAUCAAGAAUGAUAUUGCUGGAGACAAGAACGGAAACUUUGGAUUCGUCGACCGGAAGCCAAGCACUGGGAGCGACAGCGUCUUCGAAGAGGGUCAUAUUGAUGGUGGUACGUUAGGCACGGAUGGGAAUGGCCAUCCUGGAAUGAAUUACUCCCAAUUUCCUUCUGGACAAUCAAAUAAUCUUGGAAUGCCAGGUAUGAACGGUCCACGUCCUGUACCUCCACAACCUCUCAUGAAUCCUAACAUGCAAACACAAUAUAGACAACAAGGUCCUCCAAUGCCGCCACAACUUCAAAAUCAACUUCAACAGAUUCGGCAUGCAGUUAUGAAAGGUGUUAUCCCACAACAAAUGCUAAACCCUCAGCUCAUGACUCCUCAACAUUUGAAUUUAUUGCAACAACUUGUCAUGAAAACAACAGAGUAUCAACAACUCACAUCCAAGAUGAAUAUGCUAAACAAGCCUAAUUUACCUCCACAACUUCGUCAGCAACAUGAACAAACUGCUCUCUUGUUACGACAAUGCCAACAACAGAUACAGGCUUACCAGCGUGCACUUACACAAAACAUGCUGCAAAAAACAAAUCCACUUCAAGCGAAAUCGAACGUGGGUGCAAUCGGGCCGGGGUCUGGUCUUGGCCUGGAUUUUCUCCCGCCUUCAUCAAGUUCAAUGCCACCUGGUAAUAACACAGGAUUAUCGUCAUUCAGUAUGUCAAGUAUGAGCCAGAAUCUACCAGGAUCUGGUUUUCCUAACAGGGAACAGCAAUCUCGUUUACAUUCGUGGAGAAGGCCUUCGCUCGGAAUUGAUGGACCUUCUGACACAAACCCACCUGAUCAAUCACCAAGUUCAAUGAUGCCGAGCAUCAGCGAUAUGAUAGAAGUGCAAUCAGGGCUCUUGCCCCCAUCUGGUGGACCAGAACCUAUUGGCCAAUCAAGAAUAACUGGAGGUGGGUUACUUGGACUGCAACAAAUGCCAGAUGCAACUUCCAUGCAAAACACAGAAUCAAAUGGUCCUGAUCAAAACGGUUCUAACGGAAUGCUGAAUCAAACAGACAAAGGUUUGACAGCAGAAAAUAUAAUGGAAGACAACUCGGAUGUAAACAAUGAAAGUUUGAAAAACAUUCUUGCAGAUAUUGGUCCUCCAGAAUUCAUUCCUGGAAAGAAAUGGGCGGGAUUUCGACCGAUUGAUCCGGAAAACGAUCCAGAUAUCACACCUGGGAGCGUGGCAAUUGCUAAAACAAUGUCGGUUAACACUGUGAAAGAUGUUGAUCAGGUGCUGAACAGAGACCGGUACACAAACUCACAAGUAGGGAGUCCGUCUUCUGCAAAUGAAGCAAAAGUCGAUAGCCUAUCACUUGCCUCAUCUUUUGCCAACACAUUAUCAGACAAUCCUGGCAUGGCAGCUUCGUCUUCAACAUGGUCUACAUCUGGGGGUGGUACUUCUCUCGGUCAUACACCAACGACUCUCACUCACGAAUUGUGGAAAGUUCCUCUUCCGAAACAAUCAUCUAAUCCAGGCAAUCGACCACCUCAAGGGUGGUCAUCUGGGCCCGCAAGCUCAUGGUCAACACUGCCUAACACACAAAGUUCGUCGAGAUAUUCUGUACCUAAUGGUCCUCCUGAAGGUUCAUGGGCAGACAAUAAGACGUGGGUUGUGUUGACAAAUCUCAAUCCACAGAUGGAUUUUUCAAAUCUUCGGAACCUAUGCAGUAUGAAAGGAAACAUGCUCUCAUUUCAGCAAAAUUAUCCAGUAGCUGGCAUGGUCCUUGUGAGAUACUCAAGCAGUGAAGAUGCAAUUCAUGCCAAAAAAUCACUCAAUAUGUCAAUGACAGGGAACGUUAUGCUCGUUGCUAGUAUUGCAAGCGAUCAAGAGGUAAACAACUUUGUUUCUGCAUCUGUCGGUGGAAACUGGAAUUCUGGACCCACUGGUGGUCAGUCCCGCUUCACAUCGAGACAUUCAUUCGGAUCUUCAGGCACUCUUCUAAGCAAUCAACAACAACAACAACCUAAUUACGGUUCCAAUCCAAUGAUGCACAAUUCCGCUUCAACCGGCGAUUUGCAACAUUUAUGGUCGACUGGAGGUAAUAAUCCGGGCAUGGGAGGUUUUGCGUCUUCUCAACAGGGAACGUCUUGGUCUACUGGCGGCAAUACACCUGCGGGAAGGGCACCAUCUGGUGGUAUGUGGGGCAAUACGUCAUCAACAGGGUAUGAUGACCCAAGCCGUAUGAUGAGUCCGCUACACAGUUUACUGCCUGAAAAUUUGCUCGGAGAACAGCAAAUGUAGUAGGUCUCUUUAACUAGAGGAGAUUGAACAAAUUUCACUGAUUGUUUUACUAGUUUUGCUUGUCAAUGCCACUUUUAUGGCCACUUCAGUGCUUUUUACUUGAACCGUCGUUCAAACGAUUUUUGCAACAAUUUCUCCAUCAUAUAUUAUAGCCUACUUUAUUUCGCGUUAUUUCAUGUAUCCCUCGACGUUAAAGAGUUCUGUGCUUAACCAUUUCUGCGUACACAUGACUUUCUAUGCUUGAUUAUUUUCGUUCGUAUAAGAGAAGCUGUUUAACUAAUACACGCAUUCGUAAAUACGCAGAAUCAUCUCAUAAUAAUCGCUUUAUUGCCAACUUGUUGUUAUUUUUUCCGCUAACUGUUAACUGCAAAUUGUUGGAUGAUGAUUUCUUGGUGGAUAUUUUAUUGGUCUUUCGUCAGCAAUAUGACCAAUUCAUUUUUACGUAAUUUAAUGUCGCUAAGAUAUCUCUAGUAAGCUUCGGUUUUAGUCACUAUGCUGCAGUAUUAUUGUCAUAAAAUUCGAAUUUUGACUCAAAUUAAAAUAAGUGGAUCUAAUUAUGGGGCUAUGUUUACAACUGUUGGUCUUUCUUUUUUUUUUAAUCUGAACAGGUGAUGUGCAAAAGUUGAAUUUGAAAAAAAUUGGAAAUUAUUGCUACCUAUUAAUAGUUAUGUUCAAAAAUUAAAACACUCUUUUUUUUCUGUGAAAUUACUUCAUUUUUUGUUCUAUUUUGCUGCAAAAUCCAUUAAAAUACUCAAAAUUAUUUAGAAAACAAAAUUGUGGGAAUCUAAACUAUAUAGAUAUGAUAAUCACUAAUCAUUAUCUGGAAUCUAAAAGUGCUGAUAAGGUGUCUUUGUAAUCUGUAUGGUACAAUAUUUCAUUCAUUUACAUUUUCUGGUGCUUCGGGAAAUCCUAAUUAUCUGUGUAUUUUUAUAUGGUAAAGUAUGGUUCAUGGUUGGAGUAUGAAUUUUAUCUGAGAUAUCAACUAUCACAUCGAAAACAAUUUCUAGAUGUGUGAAAAUAAUUGAAAAUGGCACCAUUUCACACAUGGCUGAUCAUAGUUCAGACUUUAAAAAUGAAAAAUUUUCUAAACGAUUUGGUAUAAAAAAGUUGGAAUAAUUAUAUUUGAGAAGUUGAUAUAGAGACUAAAUUUUUUGAAAUUAAUACAAGUUCCAUAAGUCAUUGCUGAGUUUAUAAUACAAAAUGAUUAAGGUUGUGUAUGUGCUAAUCAACUAAUUCAUACCCAUUCCGUUAAAAAGAUGUCAAAGUGUGCAAUUCCAUUCUACACAUUUGAUUUGGCGUUAAUAAAUUCGCAUAUUAUUGCAUUUCUGUAGUCAAUUGGGAAAAUCUGCACUGUGAUAAUUUUGGUUUCGUGAUUGCUAUCGAGUUCCAUUAAAUUUGCGUUGUGUUGAUUCCAUUCAAACAGUUAGUGAUCAUAGCCCCAGUUGUGUAGUUGAAGUAAUCAAGCUAGGAAAAUAAGAAAAAAUUUUCAGCUUGGGCUUAUUACAUGUAAAUGCAAUUGCGAAGCUGUACAACCAAAACUUUUUUUGUCAUAGGCAUAUUACUUCAUACUUUUGGUGAUUCACAAUCUUUAAUAAAUUUCAAAAUUUUUUUAUUUUUUUGUUGGAGACAGAUUUUAUGUUGCCCAUUUCUUACAUUUUUUGUGAAAAAACUCAUCAUUACCAUACGAUUCUUUAAUAUAAAGCGAUUAAUAUAAAUGUUAGAGGUGACUCAAUCGAUAUGAUUUUAUUUCCAGUUGUUGUCGUACAUUUACUCAGUGCACAAUUCUACAUCUAUUCUACGGACUUUUUGUUUUUAUUUUAUCAAUUUUUUUUCACAUGUUCCCAUUUUUUCACGUAACUUACAAUUUUGCUCUUUUUUUUUGCUGUUGUUGUUUUCGCUCUCUAUUUUUUUUGUGUUAUGUUUUGUUCUCGUGAAGAUAUUUGAAAUUUUUUGCUGAAGUUUGUCCGAAGCAACACGAUGUAUGAAGAAAUAAUAAUCCUACUAUUUGCCAAUUUAUCCCUAUUUUGUUUUUGCUCAGAUGAAACUGUAUUAUUUCCUAUAUGUAAUUAUGCUUUAUUGUGACUGAGUAGUAAAGGAGUUCCUAGUUUUGAUGUGAUUGAUCGCUAUCGCUGAAUCAUACUUGAUGAAUUUCAAUUCCCAAGUAAUCACUUAUUAUACUUGAUAAUGCUAAGCCCAGACAACACUCUGAUUUUGUCAUGAUGCAUUUUAUUUUGAUCGAAAGGUCAUUCUUAUUUUGAUUCAUGACAGUUUUUCUUAAGGUUAUAAGUCUUUUUUUUUAUCCAUUUAGGGAUUUCACCUAGAUCCAGUAAUAUAACAUACACCUUAAAAUCUGAAUCGAUUGAUGCAAAAAUUUUGAUUUUUUCACUGUGUCUUGAGAUAAAAUGGAACAUUAAUUUUGUAACUGAUGAAAGCGUCACCCAUAUUAUUAUGUGCCAGAUAACUUCGGAUGUGCAAUUUUACUAGAUCGCAUUUUGCUUACCUCCGAUCGUUUUCAGCACAAUAAAUGCUAGUAGAUAGAUACGAAGAAUCUGUGCAUCUAUGCAAUGGCGGUAGAGAGUAGAAGAACUGGUCACUUCAGGAGAAUAAAAAUUGAUGAGAAAAAAGUGAUUCCUUUGCAUUGAUGAUUGCAAUUUCAUUGGUCAAUGUAGUUUAAACGAGAUGAACUUUACGAUUGAGUUUGUUCCCGCAUUAGAUUUUUGAUCGCAUAUACCUUGACUACCUUUCUACCGCCAAUGCAUCUUUGUAGUUAUCAUUUGCUUCAAUCUUUUAUUAAAUGUUUUUUCUUGCUAGUUGCUUUUAAGACUUGUGUGAUGAUUAUUUGGUGAUUUUUUUUGUCUUUAUGAUGAUAAUGUCUGUGUUAUAAUCAGACAUCGAUAAAUUGCGUGACAUGCAUAUCAAUGAGCGUGAAGGCUUAUUGCUUUUACUUUAUUAUUUUUCACCAAAUGCUUGUGUUCUCGUACAUUUUACUUAGUUGUUGAUGAACUGUUAUAUUAGUGCGCAUUACUUUUGGUACCAAAUACUAUUUCCUUUGGUCGGAAUUUGAUAUUGGUUUUUACAUUGGUUUUUCAACGAAUGAAUUCUGUCGAACAAAACAGAUUCCAGAAUCUAGUACCAUGAUGGAAAGUAUUGAUAGUGCAGAAACAAAAGACGGAACAAAAAUAAAAGUACUCUAGGACCUUUUGCCUGAAUUGUCUAGAGACUUAUAUUUUCGUUGUCUUAUUGCUUUGCUUACAAUCUUCAUGCGACUCAUUUUAACUUGAUUUUGUUGUUGCUGUAAUAUUAAUAACAGUCAAUUCUCAUCAAGUGUUUUUAACUUUCUUAUUGAAUGCCAUUGAUAUUGUCACUAUUCUAAUUUUGCGUUUACUUAGCUCUUGUGAUAUGACUAAGUUUACAAUUGUUAUUACUAGCACUCUCUCUAUUAGUCUUCUUAUUUCUAUUAUUAUUACCAUUCUUAUUAAAAUCUUACUGUCUGUGUUGCAUUCAACAAAUUA
Molecule: messenger RNA, 7634 nt
Organism: Styela clava
Lineage: Eukaryota; Metazoa; Chordata; Ascidiacea; Stolidobranchia; Styelidae
Biological process (GO): positive regulation of nuclear-transcribed mRNA poly(A) tail shortening; miRNA-mediated post-transcriptional gene silencing
Cellular component (GO): P-body; nucleoplasm
Molecular function (GO): nucleic acid binding
Source: RefSeq, a predicted model, not a curated record